Molecule: messenger RNA, 4736 nt
Organism: Hyaena hyaena (striped hyena)
Lineage: Eukaryota; Metazoa; Chordata; Mammalia; Carnivora; Hyaenidae
Gene: ARHGEF2
Product: Rho/Rac guanine nucleotide exchange factor 2
Exons: 26
Coding region: 110-3694 (1194 amino acids)
Biological process (GO): actin filament organization; regulation of Rho protein signal transduction; cell morphogenesis
Cellular component (GO): cytoskeleton; ruffle membrane
Molecular function (GO): microtubule binding; guanyl-nucleotide exchange factor activity
Source: RefSeq, a predicted model, not a curated record
GGAGGGGCCCGGCCGACUGUGAGGCCCUCCCAGCUCCGAGGUUCCAGAUUCUAGAACUCCGCUCACCCGCUCUGUCUUCCCGACGCAGACGGGCCUGUGUGCGCCUCCCAUGAGCAGAGACGUCCCCGAGCUGUUCCUUGCGGGUGGAGACGUCGCGCCUCAAGGCCACACUCACCGCCACCUGUCUGUGGGGGAGCCCGGAGCGCAGCUGGAGGAGGAGGAGCAGCAGGGGACAAGGAAGGAGGGGGAUGGCUCCCACGCUGUGCCGCUCCGACGCUCAGGGGCCUUCCGUGCCCACAGCCACAGCUACAACCCCCUCAAAAGACAUAGCUGGGGGCCAGACAGGAACCUCCAGGACCCACUGAGCAGGAACAAACUGCAGGGAUCAGGAUGCACGGACCCCGAAGAACCCGCCUUUCUGCCGAGCCCAGAGGAACAGGAUGCCUUCCAGGAUCUGCAGCACCAAGGUGGCCGGCCCUCCCUCGCGGACCAGAGCUGGUGCCAUCCGUCUGCCGGCCCUUUGGACCCCUCGGCCCCUGGCAUGCUGCCCAAGUCUGCGUCCAUGAGUGGCAUCAAUUGCUGCUCUGAUCCGGCUGGGAACUUAUUACACCAGUUCUCUACCGACCUCAGCCGAAGCUGUAGCCAACUGGAAGGGGGCUCAGGUACCUCGGCGGGCUCCCCCCUGCGCCGGACCCUCAGUUUCCUCCUGGGCAUGACCGGAAAGGCCAAGACCCGGGAGAAGGAGAAGAUGAAGGAAGCCAAGGACGCCCGCUAUACCAACGGGCACCUCUUCACCACCAUCUCCGUGUCAGGCAUGACCAUGUGCUAUGCCUGCAACAAGAGCAUCACGGCCAAGGAGGCCCUCAUCUGCCCAACCUGCAAUGUGACUAUCCACAACCGCUGUAAAGACACCCUCGCCAACUGUACCAAGGUCAAGCAGAAGCAACAGAAAGCUGCCCUGCUGAAGAGCAGCACAGCCCUGCAGUCUGUUUCACUUCGCAGUAAGACCGGCCCCCGGGAGCGGCCGAGCUCCGCCAUCUACCCCUCCGACAGCUUCCGGCAGUCUCUGCUCGGCUCUCGCCGCGGCCGCUCCUCCCUGUCUUUAGCCAAGAGCGUCUCCACCACCAACAUCGCUGGACACUUCAGUGACGAGUCCCCCCUGGGGCUGCGCCGAAUCCUGUCCCAGUCCACAGACUCUCUCAACAUGCGGAACCGAACCCUGUCCGUGGAGUCCCUCAUUGACGAAGGUGGAGAGGUGAUCUACAGCGAGCUGAUGAGUGAUUUUGAGACGGACGAGAGGGACUUUGCGGCCGACUCCUGGAGCCUAGCCGUGGACAGCAGCUUCCUGCAGCAGCAGAAGAAGGAGGUGAUGAAGCAGCAGGAUGUCAUCUAUGAGCUCAUCCAGACGGAGCUGCACCACGUGCGGACGCUGAAGAUCAUGACGCGCCUCUUCCGCACGGGGAUGCUGGAGGAGCUGCAGCUGGAGCCGGGCGUGGUCCAGGGCCUGUUUCCCUGCGCGGACGAGCUCACGGACAUCCACACGCGCUUCCUCGGCCAGCUGUUGGAGCGUCGGCGCCAAGCCCUGUGUCCCGGCAGCACCAGGAACUUUGUCAUCCCCCGCCUGGGCGACCUCCUCAUCCACCAGUUCUCAGGACCCAGCGCAGAGCAGAUGCGGAAGACCUACUCCGAGUUCUGCAGCCGCCACACCAAGGCCUUAAAGCUCUAUAAGGAGCUGUAUGCCCGGGACAAACGCUUCCAGCAGUUCAUUCGGAAGGUGACCCGCUCGGCCGUGCUCAAGCGGCAUGGGGUGCAAGAAUGCAUCCUGCUGGUGACCCAGCGCAUCACCAAGUACCCGGUGCUCAUCAACCGCAUCCUCCAGCACUCCCACGGGACCGAGGAGGAGCGCCGGGACCUGACCACGGCCCUGGGGCUGGUGAAGGAGCUGCUAUCCAACGUGGACCAGGAUGUGCAUGAGCUGGAGAAGGGAGCCCGCCUGCAGGAGAUCUACCACCGCAUGGACCCCCGCGCCCAGACCCCCGUGCCUGGCAAGGGCCCGUUUGGCCGAGAGGAGCUUCUGCGGCGCAGGCUCAUCCAUGACGGCUGCUUGCUCUGGAAGACGGCGACGGGCCGCUUUAAAGACGUGCUGAUGCUGCUGAUGACAGACGUGCUGGUGUUUCUCCAGGAGAAGGACCAGAAGUACAUCUUCCCUGCCCUGGACAAGCCCUCAGUGGUGUCGCUGCAGAACCUAAUCGUGCGGGACAUCGCCAACCAGGAGAAGGGGAUGUUUCUGAUCAGCGCAGGUCCCCCCGAGAUGUACGAGGUCCACACGGCAUCCCGGGACGACCGGAGCACCUGGAUCCGAGUCAUCCAGCAGAGCGUGCGCGUAUGCCCAUCCAGGGAGGACUUCCCGCUGAUUGAGACAGAGGAUGAGGCCUACCUGCGCCGAAUCAAGAUGGAGCUGCAACAGAAGGACCGGGCGCUGGUGGAGCUGCUGCAGGAGAAGGUCGGGCUGUUUGCCGAGAUGACCCAUUUCCAGGUGGAAGACGAUGGUGGCGGGGUGACCCUGCCCACCCUGCCCAGGGGCCUUUUCCGCUCCGAGUCCCUGGAGUGCCCUCGCGGCGAGCGGCUGCUGCAGGAUGCCAUCCGUGAGGUGGAAGGCCUGAAGGACCUCCUGGUGGGGCCCGGCGUGGAGCUGCUCCUCACAGCCCGGGAACCAGCCUUGCCCGCCGACCCGGACGGCGGGGGUAGCACGAGUCCUGGGGUCACCGCCAAUGGUGAGGCUAGAACCUUCAAUGGCUCCAUUGAGCUCUGCAGAGCAGACUCCGACUCCAGCCAGAAGGAUCGGAAUGGAAAUCAGCUGAGGGCUCCCCAGGAGUCACCUUCUGGGCAGCCUGGCCGUCCUGAAGCUUGGGCUCUGUCCCCCCCUCUCCUCUGUCUUCAGGAAGCCUUACAGCGAUUGGUCAAUCUCUACGGCCUCCUGCAUGGCCUCCAGGCGGCCGUGGCCCAGCAGGACACCCUGAUGGAGGCCCGCUUCCCCGAGGGCCCCGAGCGGCGGGAGAAGCUGACCCGAGCCAACUCCCGGGACGGGGAGCUGGGCCGCCCCGGGCCGGGCCCCGCCGCCCCCGACAAGCAGGCCACCGAGCUGGCGCUGCUGCAGCGGCAGCACGCCCUGCUGCAGGAGGAGCUGCGGCGCUGCCGGCGGCUGGGCGAGGAGCGCGCCACCGAGGCGGGCAACCUGGAGGCCCGGCUCCGCGAGAGCGAGCAGGCGCGGGCCCUGCUGGAGCGCGAGGCCGAGGAGGCGCGCCGGCAGCUGGCCGCCCUGGGCCACAGCGAGCCCCCUCCGGCCGAGGCCCCCUGGGCCCGCAGGCCCCUGGACCCGCGGCGCCGCAGCCUCCCGGCGGGUGACGCCCUCUACCUGAGCUUCACGCCCCCCCAGCCCAGCCGAGGCCACGACCGCCUGGAUUUGUCUGUGACCAUUCGCUCUGUCCAUCGACCCUUUGAGGACCGAGAGAGGCAUGAGCUGGGCAGCCCCGAGGAGCGGCUGCAGGACAGCAGUGACCCCGACACGGGCAGUGAGGAGGAAGGGGGCAGCCGCCUGUCCCCGCCCCACAGUCCACGAGACUUCACCCGAAUGCAGGACAUCCCGGAAGAGACGGAGAGUCGCGACGGGGAGCCUGUGACUUCAGAGAGCUAAGGGGGCCCCUCCCCCGCCCUGUGCCCCCAGGAAGAACACACGAGGGUGGCAAACUCUGGGGACUGCAGUCCGCCAGUGACGAGGGCACGCCGGAACUGCUGAGUGUCCUUGCCAGCUCCCGGGCUCCUGGGACCCCUGCUGCCAGGCAGGAAGCUGGAGGAACUGGGCCACAGUGCCCCCUGGUGGCAUCCAGACGCUACACCACAGAUGCCAGUUUUUCAUGCCUUCUGCCCUCUACUUUAGGAAAAUUUAUUUAUUUAUUGUUUAUUAGUGACGCAGGGAGUGGGGAGAUUUAGAGCACCAGGGACACGGGAACCAAGCCAUAGGGAUCAGGGGGCCUUGUCCUGUAACACUACUGGGGUUUAUUCAGGCUUAACCAUGCAGCUGCUGGGUUCUAACCCUGACCCCCCUCCCGGGCAACACCGGCAGAGGAGAGGCUGCACCCAGGACCCUGCUGACCCCCUAGAAGGGCUGCGGGCAGGGCCACGCCCCUCCCCCCCAGCCUCCUACUGCAGCCCUCCCGCCGGCCUCUGCGGGGACCCCGGGGAGACAGCCUGGCUCCCCUGAGCGGACGGAGUUGGGGCUGAGGUGGCCCUGACGGCUUUCUUGGGGGGUGAGGGGAACACCCAUGGGACCAGAAUGUUUUUUUGUUGUCGUUGUUUUCUUUUUUGUACCAAAGCCAACUGCACGUGUUUUGUAUUUUUAAGAGAUGAUUUUAGGCGAUUAGAAAUCACAGCCUUCUGUCUCCGCGUAUCAGAGGAGCUUGAGGGGUGGGGGGACCACUUCCACAUCUGCAGUAAUGGGGGACCUAGUCUGACCUCUUCUCCAUCCAUUUGGGAAAAACGUUCUAGGGUGAGUUGGGAAAUCUCCACGAAGCCUGACCUCAUCCCCAUCUCAGUGACCAUGACUGAAACCUCAGUGUGAAUUUUGGGGAUUUUUCAACGAACCCCCAGUGCCCACCAGCCCCGUUUUCUGCCUAUUUGAUUGUUUAAAAAAAAAAAAAAGAUAAAGCAGGGAAAAUUAAAGACCCGGAACCCCACGA